Molecule: messenger RNA, 4063 nt
Organism: Leucoraja erinaceus (little skate)
Lineage: Eukaryota; Metazoa; Chordata; Chondrichthyes; Rajiformes; Rajidae
Gene: adarb2
Product: adenosine deaminase RNA specific B2 (inactive)
Exons: 10
Coding region: 1-2289 (762 amino acids)
Biological process (GO): RNA processing; adenosine to inosine editing
Cellular component (GO): nucleolus; cytoplasm
Molecular function (GO): double-stranded RNA binding; double-stranded RNA adenosine deaminase activity; tRNA-specific adenosine deaminase activity
Source: RefSeq, a predicted model, not a curated record
AUGGAUAUUUUUAAUAUAAAUGCAGGCCAGUGCAAGUCUAAUACAACUUAUGCGGUUCUAUUUUCAGAUAAAGUAAACGCACUUUCUUCGUUCAUUGGUCCAUUCAAGUAUUUCAGCCCUGGUUUGGAAAAUACUGAGGACGAAGAUAAUUUGAGUACCAGUAGCGUGGAGGUGAAGGAGAAUCGCAACGUGGGUAACUUGUCGUUGGAAGAUCACACCCGAGCCUCAAGUGACCGGCAAGUCUUUCGCUGCUCAGAUGUGUCCAGAAGCGGAGUGUCUGGAUUGAAAAGGAAAAGGCCGCUGGAGGAAGGGAACACUGAGCACAUGCACCCGAAGGUGCAGCUGAAAUGCAAGAAGUUGUCAUGGUCGGUGAUGCCAAAGAACGCCCUAGUGCAGCUGAAUGAGCUGAAGCCGGGAUUACAGUACAAGGUGGUGUCGCAGACCGGGCCUGUACAUGCGCCCAUUUUCGCCAUCGCGGUCGAAGUCAACGGCUUCCUCUUCGAGGGCACGGGGCCGACCAAGAAGAAAGCAAAGAUGAGGGCGGCCGAGAUGGCCCUGCAGUCCUUCGUACAGUUCCCCAACGCCUCCCAGGCCCACUUCGCCAUGGGCAACUGCGUCAACCCCAGUGCAGACUUCACGUCCGACCAGGCUGACUUCCCCAACACACUGUUCAAAGAGUUUGAGCCGUCGGGGCAGGGCGACGACCUACCUUGUUGCAGGCCGGCCGACGACGAUGAGGAGGAGCUGCUGUGUGGCGGCUGGCGGCGCGGACGCUUACUCCGCCGCACGCUGGGUUUAAUGGCGCCGGCCAAGCAGAACCGCCGCAAGGCGCCGCCCGCCACCGCCGCAGGAGCAGCAGCAGCAGCAGCAGCAGGCGGCGGGAAGAACCCCGUGGAGAGGCUCAACGAGCUGCGGCCAGGCCUGAGGUACGUCUGCCUCUCAGAGACGGUGGAGAAGCGCGUCAAGAGCUUUGUGAUGGCGGCGAGGAUUGAUGGGAGAACGUUUGAAGGCAUGGGACGCAGCAAGAAGCUGGCAAAAGCCCAGACUGCACAAGCCGCUCUUCAAGCUCUCUUUAACAUCCAGCCAGUGCCCAGUGGAAAACCUUGUCAAAUGCCUGGCAGGAAUAAAUGUCCUCAUUUACCACAGGAGUUUGCCGAUGCAGUGUUUCACCUGGUCACAGAGAAAUUCAAAGAGCUAACAGACAAUUUGACCUCCUCACAUGCAAGGCACAAGGUACUUGCAGGAAUCGUAAUGACCAGAGGUCUAAACAUGAAGGAUGCCCAGGUUGUUGCCCUAUCAACAGGGACAAAAUGUAUAAACGGAGAAUACAUUAGUAACCAGGGUCUAGCCCUAAAUGAUUGCCAUGCUGAAAUUAUUGUACGGAGAUCUUUAGUUCGUUUCCUUUACUCUCAGCUGGACCUACAUUUAAGUAAACAGCCAGAUGACUGGGAACGUUCAAUCUUUGUCCAUCAAAAAGAGGGAGGCUACAAGCUGAAAGAGAGUGUCCUUUUCCAUCUGUACGUCAGUACUCCACCUUGUGGAGAUGCUCGCCUGAACUCUCAUCGAGAAGCGAGGGCUGAAUUGCAACACAGCAAGCCACUGAUCAGGAAAGUCCGGGGACAUCUCAGAACGAAGAUUGAGUCUGGAGAAGGCACCAUUCCCAUCCGGUCCUGCAACCCCAUCCAGGCAUGGGACGGGGUAUUGCAGGGAGAGCAGCUGCUGACCAUGUCCUGCACUGACAAGAUUAACAGGUGGAACGUCAUGGGAACCCAGGGAUCACUCCUGAGCCACUUCAUCGAACCCGUCUACCUGCAGAGCAUCGUGCUGGGGAGCACACAUCGUAUCGACCACCUUUCCCAGGCAAUGUGCCGACGAUUGGACAGUAUCGACCAGCUGCCACCACCCUACCGCUGCAACCAGCCUCUCCUCAGUGGGGUCAGUAGUACCGGCCUUCGUCAGCAGGGCAAGUCUCCGAGCUUCAGUGUAAACUGGGCACUGGGUGACCCCGACAUCGAGAUCAUCAAUGCUACCACAGGAAAAGGGGACCUGGGAUGUUCCUCCAGACUCUGCAAACGUGCACUUUAUUCCCAGUGGACAAAGCUUUACGGCAAGCUCAGUACACGAGCCUCCAAGCUCCGGGGAACGCCGCCCGUGUACUGCGAAGCCAAACUGGCAGCUGAGACGUACCAGGCUGCCAAGCAGCAGCUGUUUAAAGCAUUGCAGAAAGCCGACCUGGGCAUGUGGGUGAAGAAGCCCCCGGAGCAGGAUCAGUUUCUGCCUGCCGCGUAGACACCAUGGACUGUCGUAAUCAAAGUGAACAUUCAGCAAAAGCAAAUUCUAAAACAAAGUAAACGCUAACCUCAAAAUCUCCCCAUUUCUUCGGAAGACAGCUCCCAUAACCGUUGCCUCAUCUCACCCUGCUCUCCCCUCGUUGCAACAGAAAAUGCUCAUCAUUGGCUCCACUGACAACAAUCUGCCUGAUGGAAGCCUCCAGUUCUCAGAGCUGUAGCUGGGCAUCAUUCACCAACAAAAGGCUGGCCCAACAAAAGACCCGACAUGAAGUCUGAGGGCAAGCAUGAAUUGUAAAAUCAAUCCAUCUAUCUAUUCCUGCGAAAAGGUGCUUCUUUCCACCUGUCCAUUUGCAUUAUGAGGUGACCAUUGAAUACGAUUUUGUAAUCACUUUCUUAUUAAUCUGAUAUUUAUAUGCUCUUGAUGCACAGGUGUUGGGGCUCUGUCCCAGCUUUGAAUAGGUGGAAAUGACAAUUAAUUCAACUUUGAUUUGAAACAAAUAGAAAUGCCUCCAGCGUUUAUCUGGAUCAGUACAGGAUGCUACUGAGGGAAAUAAGCCCCAUCUAUUCUGGAUGCAGGUGAUCUGAAACCAAAUAGCAAGAGGUUCAUUGAAGCACAACCAACCAUUUGGAGGGGACCUCAAACUGAGGCUUUAUGGUGGAGCCAAUGCGAAGCAAUAACUAAAGAGACUGAUGUUUGUGGAUAGCCUGGUUUGAGAUUUGCACUGAUACAAUUUGGGAUUGCAAUUGAAUAAUUGAUCGGGCGUUUAGCAGCACCCAUCCUGAGAUUAUGGAACCAGCCUGGAGUCAGUAAAAUCACUGCAACAAGGGGAAUGGUUCAACUCAAAACAUGUCUCCUGUUGAAUUAAACUGAAGAAGGGUCCCGACCCGAAACGUCGCCUAUUCCUUUUCUCCGGAUCACUCCAGUAUUUUAGUCUACUCCAGAGUUAAACCAGCAUUUCCUUCAUUUACAGAGACAUUCAACUUACAGCUACCUACCUUCGACAUGAGGAGUGAGCAGUGUGUUUGGCACAUUGUUGGGUGGGAAGGUGCAAUAUUGACUCACAAUGUACUUUCUCCGGGCCAGCUUGUAAAGAGGCAAACUGCCCUCCCCAGCUGAUGCAGGUGUACAGUUGCUCUGCCUUGUAAGUCAGGUCUGGUGGUUGUUGGAUAGCCCUGUUGUAAAAGGUGCAACCAACCCCGUUACAAAUGGCUGAAUUUCAGUCUUGAGUUGGCAGCGGCCCAAAGAGAGUUUACAAACCGUCAAAGAUGUAUUUACUUGGCGUCAUGAAGAACAAGAAAAUAUUGCAUCCGGCUCUUAGCCCAGUUUAGGACCACCUCCAUCCACCAUCCACCUACCUGCACAAAAAUGUAAUACGUUUACCCUGAAAGUUAUGUGUGACUUCAUCUUGUUACGGUUGAUAUAAUUUGUCUAACUUAUCAUAGGGCCUCCGAUGAGAAGCCUCACACAGACUAAAUAAUGCCCAAGGAUGCGGAUUCAGGAGACGUGUUUUAGUUUAGCCGGAGCAUGAGGAGAGCUAACAAAGUGCUAGGUGUUUAGUACUAGAGGAAUGGAAUUUUGAAUAAAAGUGAAGUUUUGCUAAGCCUGCAUUAGUUGGCCCGGUCUUGGAGGGCUGGGUACACUUCUGGUGACCAUAUUGCAGAGAGAAUGGAGAGACCCUGCAGAGAAGAUUGACGUGAUUGAUAUCAGAAUGUCUACACUGAGAACACAUUAACAGACAGGAUCCUUCCUUCUCUCGAGAAACAAUGGUUGA